Racocetra fulgida is the source of this 225-nucleotide messenger RNA. NCBI's taxonomy places the organism in Eukaryota, Fungi, Glomeromycota, Glomeromycetes, Diversisporales, Gigasporaceae. The record is from the annotation of a GenBank genome assembly.
AUGGUACAAGAAACUAAUACGGACGAGAAAAUCGAUAAUUCGCUCUACAACGAAGCUAAGAAAGAUGACAAUAAAGAAUCAGGUUAUCAUGAUGCUAAUGGGAAAAUUCAUAAUGAAGAAGAGGUUGAAAAUAAAAUAUUUAAAGAGGAUGAUUUAGCUGAAAUGUUAUCAGCUGUAAUCGCUUCUGCUACUGCAGGUGGUAUUAGCGCGUAUGCUGUGGUAUGA